ACACAGCAGCAAGACUAGAUACAUGGUCUUUGUUGUGUAGAGAAGAGACGUUCUACAAACGUUGUUGAUGGCAAUGACUUGGCACUUGAUCCAAACGAUCGUGUUACUGCUGUAUUGCAGCGCUCCACUUGCUGAGACAACAAAAUCUUCUGUAUGCUAUCCACACGGGACUUAUGACUUCGUACAAGGUUUGCUUGUACCCAACCUCUCUGCGGGAGUAACCAGAGCGGCCGACUGGAACGACGGUCUGGCAUACGAAAUCACCGAAACGGCUAAAAUAGCUCGUCCGUUCGAUGCAGUACUCCAACAAGGACACGACCCUCGAAUCCAAUAUCACCAGCCGUCAACAUGGCCCGGAAAUUUUUCUGUCGUCAUGCGAGUGCGCCUGUACACAGACAGAGCAAGCAUCCUUAGCAUUUACAGCAGCGACAUCCGACCACUGUUUGAAAUCACCGCCUACGAUAAGAGUGUGGCUUUGCGAUUCAAAGGUGGAAAAGCGGUGAAAAUCGCAAAAUGGAAUGCAACCGAUAAUAACUAUCAUAAAAUAAUUUUGACGAUUUUGGGCAAAACGGUGACCGCCACGGUGUCUGAACCAAACAGUGACCAGUGCGGACCGACACGUGUAACUUCAUUAGAACACGAUAACAGCGAUAGACGAAUCUCUCUUGACCAUUCUUUAGUGUUGAUCGGACGAGUAAAGAAGGGGCUAAUUGUGGCUCCUUCUGUAACAAUACAACAAAUCUUAUUUCGAGCCAACGUGAGCGAGGUACACACUUGCCCAUACGAGAUUCCAUGCCCCACUACAGCAGAACCAACGGUUUCCACAACUGCAGCACACAAGACCUCAACAACAGCAAUCAUUAAUACUUCCAUUGAUACAACAACUGCAAUCAAUACAACACUUGCAGGUGUAUCUGAAGUACCAUUUGAUACAACUGCUGCAAUCGAUCAUACAACUGCCGCAAUCGAUCAUACAACCGCCGCAAUCGAUCAUACAACUGCCGCAACCGAUCGCACAAAACUUCCAACUGCAUCUGAAGUAUCAACUGAAAAGAGUGGGAUUGACGCAACAGUCAACAAUAAAGAUGCCGAGACGAAACCAGACCAGAAAUCACAAGAAAAGAAACCGGACGAGCACGUGUAAUACACAUUUACGUGCUUAGAAUUAUUGAAACAUUGACAAGAGAAGAAUCCGUCCAGUUGUCCCGACAUUUAUGUUGGUGAUUAAAAGUAAAAAUGAAAGAGUCCUUCAAUUCACGUUUAUUGACAUCAAAUACAAAAUUAGUAUUUAUAUAAUUAAUCAAUUAAUUAAUUAAUAAGUUCACAGUUACAGUAUUAUAGCUUAAUUAGUAACCAAAUCUGCAAUCUAUUGUAUGAGUAGGCUACAAUCAUAAUGAUCCACACACAAACUAUAAAUAUUACAUGAUGCCACUUAGA
This is a messenger RNA of Corticium candelabrum, 1437 nucleotides long. RefSeq lists its product as uncharacterized. The record is from RefSeq and is a predicted model, not a curated record. Lineage: Eukaryota; Metazoa; Porifera; Homoscleromorpha; Homosclerophorida; Plakinidae. Bases 68 to 1144 code for a protein of 358 amino acids. The transcript has 4 exons.